UAAACUUAUCACCUUUCAAAAUGUAUGAAAUGUACCUGAAAAAUAAACUUAUCCCUUUUAUUUUUUUUUUACUGAAAACAAUUAAUUAAUUAAUUGAAUAAUUAAAAAAAAUAUAGAAAAUUUUUUUAAAUAUUUUUAUUAAAAUCAUUAAUUAAUAUAAUCAAUAAUGACAACUGAAGAAAAUUCAAUCAAUAAACCAAAUUCAUUAUUAAAUAUUCAUUAUUCUCAUGAUAACAUAUCACAAAAAUCAAUUUCUGAUAAUGAAACAAUUUUAUUGGAUUGUAAUAAUAUCAAUCAUGAUCAAAAAUUAUCCCCCUCAUAUAAAAUCAAUAAAAUGGAUCAAUGUAAAUUACCAUCAAAACAAUAUUUUAAUAUUCAUUCUAAUUAUGGUAUGUCAUUAUCUAAAUUAGAUAAAAUAACUAGAUCAUCUAUGACAAAAUUAAAUAAAUUAUAUUAUAAUACACAAAAUAAUAUACAAAAAUCAUCAUCAAAUGAUAAUGCAUCACGUCGUUGGAAAAAAGUACAAUGUACAAUGAAAGUUGUUCUAAGUUCAAUGGAUCAUGUAAAACUUAAACGUAAAUUACAUAAUCAUAAUCAUAAUAAUAAUGAAUUAUCUAGAAGAGAUUCAUUUAUGUAUCGUUUUUCAACACAAAGACGUGGAACAUAUAAUAAUGAUGAUUAUUUUAUAGAUACAAAUUAUGAUCAUUCAUUUAUUGAUCAAUUAUAUUCACAACAAAAAUUAGAUAAUUAUAGCUGUAUACCAGAAAUCGAUAAUAAUAAUAAUAAUAAUCUUGAUCAUGAUAAUCAUAUUAAUAAUGAAAGAAAAUCAUUAUAUCAUAAAGUUGAUUUAAAUGAACAAAUAACUAACAAUACUACUAAUACUAAUACUACUACUACUACUACUACUACUAAUAAUAAUAAUAAUAAUAAUAAUAAUAAUGCGGAAAGCUUAGCACCAACAAUUAUUCCAGAAAAAGAAUUACUUUUAGAAAAUCCAAUAAAUUCCAUCACACAAAAUGAAAUGUUAUACUUAGAUACACCAACUUUAUCAAAUAAUAAUAAUAAUAAUAAAGACUAUUCUGAUAAAAGAAAAUUAAGUAAUGAAACAAAUAAAAGUAAUAAAUCAUUUGAAUUAAAUAAUGAAUUAGAAAAAAAUUUAAAAAAUUUAAAAAAUAAAAAAUCUCAAUUAUUAAUUAUAUUUUAUCCAAAUAGUACUGGUUAUUUAAUAUGGUUAACAAUAGUAUCUAUGGCAUUAUUAUAUAAUUUAUGGACACCAAUAGCACGUCAAGCAUUUGAUGAAUUACAAUUAAAAUAUCAAACAAUAUGGUUAUCAUUUGAUAUUUUAACAGAUAUAAUCUAUUUAAUUGAUAUAUUUAUACAAUGUAAUACAAGUUAUUUAAAAUGUGGAUUAAAAGUUAAAGAACAUCAAAAACUAUUAAUACGUUAUAUGAAAUCCUAUAAAUUCCUCUUAGAUAUUACAUCAUUACUCCCCUUGGAUUUAUUACAAUUUAAAAUUGGUAUACAACCAAUGUUACGUUUUCCAAGAUUUUUUAAAUGGUAUAGAUAUUAUGAAUGGAAAUUACGUGUUGAAAAUAGAACUAUAUUUCCUAAUAUAUGGAGAGUAUUAAAUUUAAUUCAUAUAUUAUUUUUAGGUUGUCAUUGGUUUGCUGCAUUUUAUUAUUUAAUAUCAAAAUAUGAAGGAUUUAAAAAUCCAUGGGGUUAUCAACCAUAUAAUGAUGCAGAACAAGUUACUAUGUCUAGAAGAUAUUUAAAAUCAUUUUAUUGGGCUACAUUAACAUUAACUACAAUUGGUGAUUUAAGUUCACCUUCUAGUAGUAUAGAGCUCACAUUUACAAUCGUGUCUUACCUCAUUGGUGUAUUCAUUUUUGCAACAAUCGUCGGUCAAGUAGGAAAUAUUAUCACCACAAGGAAUGCUCAUCGUACUGAAUUCGAAAAAAUACUAGAUAAUGCCAAAAGUUAUAUGCGUGAAAAUUCAGUGAAUAAGGAUCUGCAGAAUCGAAUUCUUCGCUGGUAUGAUUAUGCUUGGUCAAAAGGAAGUGGACGUGGUGGUCAAGAUAUUAAUUCAUUGGGAAUGUUACCGGAUAAAUUAAAAACAGAACUUGCACUUAAUGUAAAUUUGGAAACAUUGAAAAAGGUGACAAUAUUUCAUGAAUGUAGACCAGAAUUUUUACAUGAUAUUGUUUUAAAAAUGCGUCCAUUAGUUUUAACCCCUGGUGAUUUAAUUUGUCGUAAAGGUGAAAUAGCACGUGAAAUAUUUAUUAUUGCCGAUGGUGUACUUGAAGUACUCAGUGAAGAAAAUGAAGUUCUUUCUACAAUGGGUCCAGGUGAUUUUUUUGGUGAAAUUGGAGUAUUAAAUUUAGAUGGGAUAAAUAGACGAACUGCUGAUGUACGUGCUGUUGGAUAUGCUGAAUUAUUUGUUCUAGCACGUGAUGAUAUAUUAAAAGCAUUGAAAGAUCAUCCAGAAGCUGAGUUUGUUAUCCGAAAACAUGCAGCUAAACGUUUAUAUGAAUCACGUCAUCGACGAUCAGGUAUUUUACAAGGAAAAAAAUCACCAUCUUGUAGUUCUAAUUUUUCGAGUAAAUUCUCUCCGAUACUACAAACAAAUUCACAUUUAUUACCUUUAGGAAAUACAAUAGGAUGUUCAGCUAGUAGAGAAUUAUCACGAUUUUCUACAAGUCCAGUUUGUUUAGAUAAAGUUUCACCAUAUCGGCGGUUAACAAGCUAUAAUGUUCAAUCAAGUGAAAAAUAUAUGAACAAUUCUGAUAAACAAAAGAUUCUGUUCAAUAUGACUUUAUUCUUUGCUAAAUAUUUACGUUCGAAACAAAAGAAAAGUACAUUUGUUCUUGAUUGUUCAGUAUUACAUUCUGCUUGUUUUUUGUUAAUCUUAGUGUUUCACGUUGUUAUUGUGAGAAUACUUGAUAUAUUUAUUUGUAAUUUUUAUUGUUUACUUCUAUUGAAGAUACUUGAUAACAUUAAUGGAUACUGUGGAACAAUUUACAGAAAGAUGGGAUAAUAUUUUGACAUCAUUAGUUGAUAAUCAUCGUAAAGAAUUAUUACUAUUAAAAGAAAAUUUAAUACAAUAUACAACUAAUCAAAACUCUUUAUAAUUUGUAUAGAAUAAUUUUUUUUUAAAAAAUUAUUAUUGUCUUCCAUAUUUUAUUUUAUUUUAAAAAAAAUAAUAAAAUUAUGAUCAAAUUAAAAAUUGAGAAAAAAAGAAAACGAAAAACUUAUUUAUAAAAAAAACAAACAAUUUCAAUGUUUAUUCUACAAUUUUUUUAUUUUUCAUUAUAUUGAUUUUUAUUUAAAAAAAGCAAACAAACAAAAAAAGACAAUAUAUAUAUAUAUAUAGUUAUGUAAUCUGUAAAAAAUCUGAAUGUAUAUGAUAAUAAUAAAUGUAUAUUUCUAAUGUUAA
This is a messenger RNA of Schistosoma rodhaini, 3433 nucleotides long. NCBI's taxonomy places the organism in Eukaryota, Metazoa, Platyhelminthes, Trematoda, Strigeidida, Schistosomatidae. The record is from the annotation of a GenBank genome assembly.